UGCCAGAAAUUGGUUCGAUAACUCUGUCGGCUAAAACUCUCAUCCCUAAGUGUGCAAAUAUUUUAUUAUUAAAAAAUUGUAAAUUGUAAUUAUUCAAUAAAAAAUGGGUAGUAAAUUAUUUAACAAACUUUUGCUGAUUGCUGGAUUUGCCAGCCUGGCCCAUGCCGCUUUUUCGGCUGCUCACCAUCGCACCUAUUUGAGACUGACGGAGCAGGAAUGGACUAGUUUGCCUUUGGAUAUCAUACUGCAAACUGUCAUCAGCUUGGUGAUAGUUAUUUACAACAUUAUUGAGAUUGUGGGCAACUUCAAGGAGAUCCGGGCCACUGUGGACAUGCAGCAGAAGACAUGGGACACUCUGGGCAACUUUCCGUCGUUUUACUCCUUCAAUCAUCGCGGUCGUGCCUUGAAUCCUGGCUACGCGCCUGAGGAUUAAGAGAGAUAUAAGUUUAAUUGGUUUUUAGUGCUGAUUUUAUUAUAUUUUUAGUGUGAGCCAGUCAUAAGAUAAAUAACGCUAAAGAACAACCAAAA
Drosophila bipectinata is the source of this 528-nucleotide messenger RNA. RefSeq names its product ER membrane protein complex subunit 5 (gene EMC5). The record is from RefSeq and is a predicted model, not a curated record. Lineage: Eukaryota; Metazoa; Arthropoda; Insecta; Diptera; Drosophilidae.